UGGGACAUAAUAUAUGCUUUGUUAUCUCGACCGAUCGAAAGACUCAACUUUGGCUCUCCAGUCAAGUCAACUUGUCCUUCUUCCUCCCCGGGUUGCUCAUAUAUCGAUCUACUCUCACCUUCCCAUAGCUAGCAAGGAGACCAUUCGUCCCGCUCCUCUCUUCCCAGCAGCCAGGAUCCCUCAAGACCUGCCUGUUUCGAGGAUCCCUCAAGACCUAAGUUGCUCCUCUCAAAGCUGUAGCAAUCCAACAUAAUUUGGAUACUCUUGCUUCUUUUAUUAGAAAUGGCCACCGGAAGUAAGACCCAAGAGAGCAAACCGAGCCCCGAACUUCCAACAGAACUACCAUAUGAUUUUCUGAAGAAAAUUACAAAUGACUUCUCCAACGAUAUGAAAAUUAGUGGAAGUCCAUUUGGAACCCUUUAUAAGGGAAUAAUUCCAAAUGAUGACAGAGUGAUUGCUGUGAAGAAACUUCAGGAAAACGCACCAAUGCCAGCUGACAAAACAUUUACCAAGGAGGUUACAAAUGUUAUGGCGCUCAAGCAUGAAAACAUAGUACAGAUAGUUGGAUACUGCAGUGAAACAUCAAAAAAAUUGGUGCAGUUCGAUAGUAGAUAUAUACAGGCAGACAUUAAUGAAAGUUUAAUCUGCUAUGAAUAUUUGCCUAAAGGGAACCUUGAAGAUAAUCUAUUUGGACCCCAAGCAACAUCUUCCGCUGAAUCCGGUAUCAAUUGGGACACACGUUUCAAAAUAAUUAAGGGCAUCUGCAAGGGUUUACAUUUUUUACACAAGUUGGAUAUUCCUAUUAUCCAUAUGGAUCUAAAGCCCGAAAAUAUAUUGUUGGAUGAUAACAUGGUGCCCAAGAUUGCGGACUUUGCACUCUCGAGAGUCUUUGGCGAAGAACAAACUCGAUUGUGCACCCAAAGAGUUGUGGGAUCAUAUGGAUACAUGGCUCCAGAAUAUCUAUAUAGAGGUGAAAUAUCAGCACAAUCAGACAUAUAUAGUUUGGGCUUAAUCAUAAUCGAGAUCACCACAAGAGAGAAGAACCUCCCGGACAAAGACCAACCAUCCGCAAGAAGUUUUAUUGAUAAAGUCAGUAAAGAUUGGACAGAGAUGCACAUAGCAGACAAGUAUGGAUCCUCAAAUGCAGAAGUCCUUCGACAAGUUAAAACAUGCAUUGAUGUUGGAUUAAAAUGUGUUGAGAUUGAUCGGAAGAAAAGACCUCCCAUAGACAAAAUUGUUGCAGCACUCAAUGGACUACAUGCAAUUCAAAUGGAAAACGAGGUCCCCCCUGUGUCUUCAACGCCACCAAGCAAGAAGUCAGGGUCCCGUUUUGGUUUCAACAGGAAAUAAAACAUUUUCAAUUGUUGGUACUAGAUCAUACAUAUAUUUUUGGAAAUAAGACCAUUUGAUGUCAUGCCAGUUGGGAAAUAACUGAAUGUUAAUUCCUUUUGGGAAUCAUUUCUUGUGUUAUCAUGUAAUAGUUCUGCUCU
Molecule: messenger RNA, 1490 nt
Organism: Lolium perenne
Lineage: Eukaryota; Viridiplantae; Streptophyta; Magnoliopsida; Poales; Poaceae
Product: cysteine-rich receptor-like protein kinase 8
Biological process (GO): protein phosphorylation
Molecular function (GO): ATP binding; protein kinase activity
Source: RefSeq, a predicted model, not a curated record